Messenger RNA from Cornus florida, 873 nucleotides. RefSeq lists its product as uncharacterized. The transcript has 2 exons. Lineage: Eukaryota; Viridiplantae; Streptophyta; Magnoliopsida; Cornales; Cornaceae. The record is from RefSeq and is a predicted model, not a curated record. The coding region runs from base 1 to 873 and encodes 290 amino acids.
AUGACCAUGUUUUCAGAAUUCAUUGAUAGUCAUUUUCUCGUUGACCUACCAUUGGAAAGAGCAGCCUUUACUUGGUCUAAUGGUUGGGAUCCAGUUACUUUUUCCCGGUUGGAUAGAUUUCUGAUUUCUGGGGCGUGGGAAGAGCAUUUCCCGGAUGUCUCUCAGGCUGUUCUGGUUAAAGUGACAUCUGAUCAUGUGCCUUUAGUUCUUGAUUGUGGUGGUUUGAGUUCUAGACGCACUCCUUUCCGCUUUGAAAAUAUGUGGCUAAGAUCUGAGGACUUUCAAGGGAAGUUUCUUAAAACUGAGUUAAAGAGGUGGAAUAAAGAAGUGUUUGGGAAUCUUGAAUGGAAAAAGAAUAGAGUUUUUGCUGAUAUUGCUAAGCUCAAUCGUCUUGAUGAGGUGGGACAGAAUGGGGAGUCAUUACAUUCUAAAAGAGCCUCUUGCCAAGCGGUUUUUGCUGAGAUUGCUCUUAUGGAGGAGAUUUCGUGGCGCCAGAAGUCUCGGGCUUUGUGGUUAAAAGAUGGGGAUCGUAAUACAAAAUUCUUUCAUAGACUUGCUAACACUCAUAGAAGAUGUAAUCACAUCGGGCGUAUCCGGGUCAAUGGUUCUGAGUUGUGGAGGGAGGAUGAGGUGCGCGGGGGAAUCGUUUCUUUUUAUCAGCAGCUCUACACUGAGACUUUGGGUUGGAGACCUACUCUUGAUGGUCUUCCUUUUAAUUAUAUUUCUGCAUUGGAUAGUGAUAGGAUUGAGAUUCCAUUCAUGGAGGAGGAAGUGCUUAAGGCACUUUCUAGUUGUAACGAGGACAAAGCUCUAGGGCCAGAUGGGUUUACUAUUCGAUUUCUUAAGGAGAGUUGGGAGGUGGUGCGAGCUUAG